This is a messenger RNA of Pleuronectes platessa (European plaice), 3119 nucleotides long. RefSeq names its product transglutaminase 5, like (gene tgm5l). Gene Ontology annotation, molecular function: protein-glutamine gamma-glutamyltransferase activity. The record is from RefSeq and is a predicted model, not a curated record. NCBI's taxonomy places the organism in Eukaryota, Metazoa, Chordata, Actinopteri, Pleuronectiformes, Pleuronectidae. The transcript has 14 exons. Bases 152 to 2203 code for a protein of 683 amino acids. Gene Ontology annotation, biological process: peptide cross-linking.
CUGGAACGCACCGAGUGGCGCUUGUUUUGCUCUACAUGCCUCCAGGGCCUUGGUUACAUAUGCCAGGGGUGGGGCAAGGCUUUAUAAAGCUGUGCACGGCAGCUCCGGACACACACACACUCAACCACUGCUCCGAAAGAGACACUAUCAAAUGGAAGACUUUAUCGUCAAAGAUGUCGACAUGGAAAGAUCAGAAAACCUGGAGAGACACAGGACAGACGGCUUCAGCAGCUCCAAGUCCCUGGUGGUGCGGAGAGGAGCCCCGUUCAGGAUCAGUCUGCAGCUGGGAGGCCGACCCUUCAACCCCAAGACCGAUUCUCUGAGGGUCAAAGUCAUGCUGGGCCGCCUGUAUGUGGUAAUGCCGGUCACUUUCUCCAAUAAGUUGUCCUCCUCCAAGUGGAAAGCUUACAUGGACCAGGACAGCCUGGACCCUCAGAGUGUCUCCAUCUUCAUCACCUCUCCUUCCUCGGCCUCAGUUGGACUCUAUGGAUUCCAGCUGUGUCUGUUCUCUCAGGGCAAACAACAGGCGCGCACCUACGGCAAAUUCAUCCUGCUCUGCAAUCCCUGGUGCUCUGAAGACUCGGUGUACAUUCCCUUCGAGGACCAGAAAGAGGAAUAUGUCCAGAGCGACUCCGGGCUGCUGUUUUUGGGGACGACUAUGAACGUUGUGUCGAUGCCGUGGUCCUUUGAUCAGUACGAGCCCGGGGUUCUGGAGGCGUGUCUGCAUCUGCUGCAGGUCAGUCCCCAGCACCAGCACAACAGGAGAGGGGACUACCUGAAGAGGAACAACCCUGUGUACAUCAGCCGGGUGGUGUCUGCCAUGAUCAACAGUGAAGACGACCGCGGCGUCCUCAAAGGAAACUGGUCCGGGGACUUCAAGGAUGGACUGAACCCGUCCAUGUGGACUGGGAGCGGGGACAUCCUGAGGCAGUGGGCCCAGUCCAGCUGCAGCCCCGUCAAGUACGGACAGUGCUGGGUGUUUGCAGCCGUCAUGUGCACAGUCAUGAGAGUUCUUGGCAUUCCUUGUCGCGUGGUGACAAACUUCAACUCGGCUCACGACACCAACGGCAACCUGGCGAUCGAGGAGUACUACAGCGAGACGGGGGAGAAGCUGAAACACAGCAAGGACAGCAUAUGGAACUUCCAUGUCUGGGUGGAGUGCUGGAUGUCUCGUCCGGACAUUGGAGUUGAUAUGGACGGUUGGCAGGUUUUGGACCCGACUCCUCAGAACAGGAGUGGAGGAGUUUUCUGCUGCGGUCCAUCUCCAGUCAAGGCGAUCAAGGACCGGCGCAUGGACCUGCUCUACGACAUCCCCUUCGUCUGCGCCGAGGUGAACGCCGACGUGCACACCAUCAUCGUGAACCAGGGCCGGGUGGUGGGCUUCAACAAGGACACGGAGAAAGUGGGAUCCCUCAUCUGCACCAAAGCUGUCGGGUUCCCCAGAAUCCAGAGAAUCACAGGAGACUACAAAUUCGUCAAAAGUCCGACUUCGACCAUCUCGUCAAGAAGCUCCAGGGCAUCAGACGACUCAACAUUGAGGAGAGACUCGUCCAGAGGAGUGUUCGUCUCCCUGAACCUGGACAAGGCUCCGGUGGCCGGAGAGCCGAUCAGCUUCACCGUGAAAGUCAUGAACAAGCAGCGCGUGGCCAAGACCAUGACGAUGCAUCUCAACGCUCAGGCCAAAGAAUACAACCACAGCCCCUCGGACACCUUCUGGCAAAUGCAGGGCCUCAUACAGCUGGCGCCCAUGGAAGUCAAGACUCUGACGCAUCAGAUCCUCCCGGCCCAGUACGAGGACGUGGUGGGGGACAACGUCAUCAACCUGGCAGUGGUCCUGGAGGACAGGGCCAGUGACAAGCGGGUUCUGGCCACAGAGGAGUUCAACAUCUCAAGCCCACAGCUCAACAUCCAGAUCUCAGAUGAAGACUCCAUUGUGCCGAACAAGGAGCACACGGCUGUGGUUUCCUUCACUAACCCAUUUUCUCACAUGGUGAGCGGAGUAUUCACCAUCGCUGGGGCCGGGCUCGUCCAGGGCAAGAUUAACUUCAGGAUGCUGCCGCUGCGUCCAGGAGGAAAAGUGGAGCAACGCAUCACUUUCAUCCCCAGCAUGUCGGGAAGGAGGAUGCUGCAGGCGAACCUGUCGCUGAUCAACAUCAACUCCACCAUCAGGGGCUUCAAGAUGGUCUCUGUCAACAGAGCUUAGAUCAAAUCUUGUGUUUGGGCCAAAUUCAUCACAUGUGUGACAUCACGGCUUUGUGCGUCAGAAACAUCUCCUCUAGUUUCUAACAAACAAAACACAUCUGUAAGAGCCACUGUGCAGCAAGUGUGUGUGUAUAGUUAAAUAUUUGUUGUUUUGAUAUUUUCCUAUAUUGUCCAGGUGUUGUAGUUUAAGUUUUGUACAGUUGAGUUAUAUUUUGUAUAUUGUGUUUUCUAUAUUCAAGUAUAUUCUAUUUUGCGAGUGGUUAGUAACGCGCAAGAAGAGUGGGGAGUGAGGAGUCUGUAGGAGUAGACUCAAAGUUUUUGACCGUGAAAUAUACGAGACAUUUAUGUGGACUGUGCGUAAAAUGUGAGUGACAUUUACGUGAAGAUGAUGGGAAAGUGAUUGUUGACAUCAGUGAUAAGAGAUAAAGGGACAUUGUGACCAGUUUGGAUUUAAGGCAUGCCAAUCUUCGAUAAUGGAUCGUUUGAACGGUGUUUCUGAACUGUGCUGGAAAGGAAAAUAAAAUCCAUCACUUCAAGUGUACUCAGCCUCCUGGAUUCGUUUAACAUUAGGUUACAACGGGACGGGGUCUGAUGUUUGGACACGAGUCAGCUGUGAGGGAAUUACUCCUCAGACACAAGCAAGUGGCCAUCGUGUUGGAACUUAGUGGAACGGCCACUACAACAUCCUUGCUGCCGUCCUCAUGCUUUCGUGUUGCUGUGUAUAUAUUGUGAGUGUUAUUUAUAUUAAUGAUGUUGAUAUUUAUUUAUUUUUGUGCUUGAGCCAAGACAAUCAACACUGCAAGUUGAAAAAUCUGCAUCUUUACUUGAAAUUGAAAAAGAUUAAGAUUCAAAUGUUAGUGUUUUAAUGUAAUAUUGUACUUUUUACCAAAAUAAAACAAAAUGAAUGUGUUUAAAUA